Balaenoptera musculus (blue whale) is the source of this 4627-nucleotide messenger RNA. It is a transcript of the gene SNTB2, whose product is annotated as syntrophin beta 2. Gene Ontology annotation, cellular component: intracellular anatomical structure; synapse; dystrophin-associated glycoprotein complex. Lineage: Eukaryota; Metazoa; Chordata; Mammalia; Artiodactyla; Balaenopteridae. Gene Ontology annotation, molecular function: structural molecule activity; protein binding. The coding region runs from base 103 to 1725 and encodes 540 amino acids. The transcript has 7 exons. The record is from RefSeq and is a predicted model, not a curated record.
UGGGCGUGGCCCCUCAUGAAUAAUGAAUCACCGCGGUGAAGGGGGGCGGCGGGCCCGCCCCCUCGGGCGGGAAGGGGGAAGCGCCGAGGUUGCCUGACUGGAAUGAGGGUAGCUGCGGCGACUGCGGCGGCGGGAGCGGGGCCGGCCAUGGCGGUGUGGACGCGGGCCACCAAAGCGGGGCUGGUGGAGCUGCUCCUGAGGGAGCGCUGGGUCCGAGUGGUGGCCGAGCUGAGCGGGGAGAGCCUGAGCCUGACGGGCGACGCCGCGGCGGCUGAGCCUGAACCCGCUCUCGGGCCCGCGGCAGCCGCCUUCAACGGCCUCCCGAACGGCGGCGGCGCGGGCGACUCGCUGCCUGGGAGCCCGAGCCGCGGCCUGGGCCCCCCGAGCCCACCCGCGCCGCCGCGGGGCCCGGCGGGCGAGGCGGGCGCGUCACCGCCCGUGCGCCGGGUGCGGGUGGUGAAGCAGGAGGCGGGCGGCCUGGGCAUCAGCAUCAAGGGCGGCCGCGAGAACCGGAUGCCGAUCCUCAUCUCCAAGAUCUUCCCGGGACUGGCGGCCGACCAGAGCCGGGCGCUGCGGCUGGGCGACGCCAUCCUGUCGGUGAACGGCACCGACCUGCGCCAGGCCACCCACGACCAGGCCGUGCAGGCGCUGAAGCGCGCGGGCAAGGAGGUGCUGCUGGAGGUUAAAUUCAUCCGAGAAGUAACGCCAUAUAUCAAGAAGCCAUCGUUAGUAUCAGAUCUGCCAUGGGAAGGUGCAGCUCCCCAGUCACCAAGCUUUAGUGGCAGUGAGGACUCCGGUUCUCCAAAACACCAGAACAGCACCAAGGACAGGAAGGUCAUCCCUCUCAAAAUGUGCUUUGCUGCUAGAAACCUAAGCAUGCCGGACCUGGAAAACAGAUUGAUAGAGCUACAUUCUCCUGAUAGCAGGAACACGUUGAUCCUACGUUGCAAGGAUACAGCCACAGCACACUCCUGGUUCGUAGCUAUCCACACCAACAUAAUGGCUCUCCUCCCACAGGUGUUGGCUGAACUCAAUGCCAUUCUUGGUGCAACCAGUACAGCAGGAGGCAGCAAGGAGGUUAAGCACAUUGCCUGGCUGGCAGAACAGGCAAAACUAGAUGGUGGAAGACAACAGUGGAGACCUGUCCUCAUGGCUGUGACUGAGAAGGAUUUGCUGCUUUAUGACUGUAUGCCGUGGACAAGGGAUGCCUGGGCAUCACCGUGUCAUAGCUACCCUCUUGUUGCCACAAGGUUGGUUCAUUCUGGCUCCGGAUGUCGAUCACCCUCACUUGGAUCUGACCUUACGUUUGCUACCAGGACAGGCUCUCGGCAGGGCAUUGAGAUGCAUCUCUUCCGGGUGGAGACGCAUCGGGAUCUAUCGACCUGGACCCGGAUACUUGUUCAGGGUUGCCAUGCUGCUGCUGAGCUGAUCAAGGAAGUCUCUCUAGGCUGCACAUUAAAUGGCCAAGAGGUAAGACUCACUGUCCACUAUGAAAGUGGGUUCACUAUCUCCAGGGAAAAUGGAGGUUCCAGCAGCAUAUUGUACCGCUACCCCUUCGAAAGGCUGAAAAUGUCUGCUGAUGAUGGCAUCAGAAAUCUUUAUCUGGAUUUUGGUGGUCCUGAGGGAGAACUGACCAUGGACCUGCACUCCUGUCCGAAGCCGAUAGUAUUUGUGUUGCACACAUUCUUGUCGGCCAAAGUCACUCGCAUGGGACUGCUUGUAUGAGCAGCAAAAAAAUCAGUAAAGAGCCUUGAAUGUCACAAGAAGUAUUUCCACCUCAAAAAAAAAAAGAAAAGAAAAGCACAAAAAGAAAGCUCUUUGCUCUCUCCUCCAGCACAGUGCCUUGACAAGGACCUGCAAAUCACUGCUGAACUGUAACCAUGUUUAAAGAAGAGCUUGCCUUUUUCAAGCUACCUUGCCAGAAAUUCUAGGACUCUAGUAAGCUCCAAAAUAAGGCUGUUGAUUUAUUGUCUAGUUUCCUAAUGUGGUUUCUAAGUAAUUAGGUUUAUUUCCCUUGAUAAGAAGGGUGGCUCAUUCUUUUUCUUUUUGGACAUAAUCAAACAUCUAAGAGUUUCUUUUUUUUUCUUUUUCUUCUUCUUCCAAUAGAAUUUGUUUCAGGCUUAGCCUUGAUCUUUUGCUAAGGACAACUAUCUCUUACCAGGUGCUAGUUUGCAGCAGCCCGUGCUUCUUGGUCACUCCAUAUAGUUUAUACAUUUUGUUGGAUUUUAUUGUCCUCACUUACUCCUUCUACCCCAGGAAGUCCUUGAAUUGCAUCACCAAAGGGUUCUUCAUCUGUCAUGGCUCUCCCUGCAUCCCACCCUGGCCAUCACUUCCCACUGCAUCACAAGCUUUGCCACUCAUAAGUGCUAACUUUAAGACUUAGAACUUGCAAGAUUUGAUUUACCUUGCCUUCCACUCCCUUUCUAGUAGUGACCAACUUGAAAAACAAGUUGGAAACCACUGCUUUGAAAGAAAAGUUUUGCUUGUUUUAGGAUUUUCUGAUUUUAUCUUUGGUAGGAGCCAGGGGAUAAGAUUUAUUUUAAAAGAAAAUCCUCAUUUUAGCCUAAGCCAUUUUUUAUUGCUUACCAAAUGUGCCUUUGGUUAGGGUUAGUGGAGCUUUAUUAGUUUGAAUGACUGGAUAUCACUGCCAUUCCAGGGAGAGCAUCUAUCUAAUUUUGAACAAUAAUUUUUGAGGUGGGUUUCCUUAGUAUGGUAUCUUUUUUAGUUGGCAGAUCUCUUUAAGGAAGACAAAUCCUGGAGAGCCAGCUUGUUUAAAGAGUACACUUUGUCAGUGAAGCCAGCUCGCUGUUUAGCACAAACAUCAUGUCACAUUGCUUUGAGCUGUGGGAGCCCAUGCAGGAUCCUGGCCCUGGCCCUCUCCCUCUGUGGCAGCAGAGUGGCAUCCGUCAGCAACUCUAAUUCAGUGCUGGCUCAGUGAUGCAUCCUACAGUGGGCAGGGUGAUGAGACCAUGGAACAGCUACCUGGGCUUUGCUAAGCAUUGCCAGAUAUCAUCAUUAGGACAUAGCAGCAGUAAGAUUGCUGAUUUUGUGGUACUGGAGAACUCAGCUUCUUUUUCCUAAUUAUGAAGGAGUAUAUAUCUGAAAACAUUUAAAAUAGUAUAAUAGCUAUAUAAAAUGUCAAGUUUAUCACAGUCCCCAGAUCUGGAAGAAAAGGCAACACUGACUUUGAUGUUCUCUCUGCUCUCUGAAGAAAGUUCUAGGAAUAGUUCUUAUUUACUAGAGUUAUCAGGAAUGCCAUAAGAGGACGUUAGCACUAUGGAGGGUGGAGAAGGGUAGCAAUCCAAAGAUGAAAAAGAAAAAAAAAAAAAAAAAACCCACAAAUGUACUAUUUGCAAAGCAAGAGCUAUUUGGUUUGAGUGCAGACUGACCUAUAGGUGGGACAUAUAAAAGAGCAGACUCAUGAGCAGAGAGAGUUCUAGUUGGACAUUGUAACCUCAUUGUCUUCCCUCUGCCCCAUAAAUGAGUUCUUCCCCCAGCUCCAGUCCCCAAAGUCUGAUCUACUUAAAACUGGAAAUUGAAAUCUAGACUAGAAUAUAUCUUUUAAGAGCUUUUUUAUGAUUUGAAAAUUCAUAAAUCUAAGUUUGGUUCCAUCUGGGAUACGUUUGCAAAUCAGAGAAGAAAGAAAGUAUCUUGAAGAUCCAGCUGUGAUUUCUGGAAGCAGAAUCGCAACACACAAUACCCUCAGAUAAGGGAGCUUAGACACUUUUGGCAGUGAGAGUAUUAUUAAUCUGAGAAGUCGAACAAUGCAGUCACAGACUUUUGCAGCAAAGCCAUUUGGUGAGGUUUUCUGUGUUAGUAUGAAAGGCUAAGCCACUGAGAAUAUUUUCUGGGAGAACUUCUGAGCCACGGUGCUCAUUCCUUAUAUGAAAAAGAUCUGUUAAAAGGUAUGAUUAAAAUGUGGGCAGGAGAGGUAAGCAUUGUGUGCAUUUCGGCUCAUUUUGCUCAAGCUUUAGCUGUCAUAGCACCAAGAUCCAUAGGUUUCUAGUAUCUUUUGAGUCUUGAUGUGAAAUGAAAGUGUAUGGAGGGUUUCCUUUGACCACUAGCGCCCCAAGAGCAAGAGCCCUUCAGCUGCUUGUUUAACAUACUUCAGCAGCUCUCCAAUCAUGGGUGACCAGGUUGUUCUUUAAUUAAGUGUGUUUGUGGGAUUUUCAAACCACAAAUGUGCUUUUUAUGAAUGGGACAGCCUUGAUAAAUAGGUAUUUUGUAUUAAGACGCCAAAAUGUGGCAAAUUAUUUUCAAGUGAUAACUGAAGAGGGGCAUUUUUGAUAUUUCACAUCUUUUAUAGAACAGCUGACUUUUCAUUUCUUUUUCAUUUUGAAAUAGGAAAAUUGUUGAGAAUGUGGUGGGCUUCCAUGUGUAGAGUGGAAAGGAGCUGCAGAGUAGUGCCCCCUCAUUCCGAUGGACACUCCUUGUGCCCUCGGGACCCGGGGCUUAGACGUCUUCUCCACAUUCCACACAGAUGCCCACGAGCAGCCAAUUGGUGUGUGAAAAUUCUUCCUCCUCAUUCUCUAAAACGUCUCCGCUCCCUCUCCCCACCGAAAAAAAAAAAAAAAAGGAAAGGAAGAAAAGGCUCAAUUAUACUUUUUCUGGAAAAGGUGAGUCCUUC